AUGGCCCGAUCACCGUCCCCCAGCCCGAGGGCCACGAAAACUGCGAGUAGAGCACCGUCCGUUGCUGAUAUGUCCAUUCUGUCUUCUUCUGUUGCCUCUUCACCGGCGCUGCGGCCUACGACAAUAUCGUCUCCAGACGAUGACGGCGAACUCAGCACCUUGCCAGAUCCGCGCAGCCGAGCUAUGAGCCCUGCAAGCGAAGCCGAGACUGUCCAUCACCCCGAUUUAAACGACGAAGUUGCCACUUUGAGCGCCAAGUUGAUCAACGCUAUCAAUCAUCAGACAACUCUUGAUGACUCUCUCUCUGCUACGAGACAGGAAUUGGAAAGAGCACGCGAAAAGAUUAAGCACCUGGAGGAGCAAACCGAAUCUCAACGGGAAAUGCUUGCUGGCGACAUCUGGAUUCGUCGGAAGACCGCAGAAGAUGAGAAGAAGAUAAUCAUGCUCCGUGUUACGCAAGAGAAGAAGCUACGGGAGGACGCCGAGAAGGAGAAGAAGAGAAUCGAACAAGAACUGGAGAACCUGACCACGGCCUUGUUUGAAGAGGCCAACAACAUGGUCAUUUCUGCCAAGGAAGAGGCGCGACUGGAGCAGGAAGCCCUUCAGAAGAAAAAUGACCACCUCAGGUCUCAGCUGGGCGAUAUGGAAGCCUUGCUGACCUCGCAGCAACAGCAACUUGCUGAUCUCAAGCACGUCAUGGAGCAAAUGACCGCUGGUGAAGAAGACACUAUGACCGGAACCGCUCCCUCCUCGCCCGGCUUCAGCAAACUAGAUAUCAAAGACGACGAGGGCCCGGAGGGAUUUGUCGCCUCGCCUCCUGCGGACCCGACUACGCCGACCUAUCCUACGAGCUUGACACAUCUCAUCCAGCCAGUUCUCAGAACCGACUUGGGUGCAUAUGAGGACUUUGUCAACCUCACACGUUUGUCUCGGAAUCGCGCGGGAAGCCGUGUUUCGUCCGGCUCGUUCAACGGGCUUAACGGACUCGGCCUUGGAAUGGGUGGUAGCACUUCGAGCGCCCAUCCCUCCAACGCCUCAACUGCUUCUCUGUCUACCACCGGAACCCCUGCAACAUCGUCGCCACAGACACCCAACACUCCGGCCUCCGUCUCAAGCGCAGCUUCAUCCAAUUUGGGGCCGCCCCCACCGGCUCUCAAAGAAACAAAGUUUUUUAAACGUGUCUUGGCCGAGGAUGUCGAGCCGACACUCCGACUAGACAUUGCCCCGGGUCUUUCUUGGCUUGCGCGUCGCAGCGUUUUGAAUGCUAUGAGUGACGGCUCGAUUGUGGUCGAGCCAAUUCCUAUCAACGCACCGUUUGCAUCACUUGUCAAGCCACAAUAUUACUCUUGCUCUUUGUGUGGCGAUGCCCGCAAGGACGAGGAGCACCUGCGAACUUACCGCUUCCGAACGAGCGAGUCCGACACAGCACAACGGUACCCCCUUUGCAAGUAUUGCUUAGGCCGUGUGAGGUCUACUUGCGACUUCCUCAAUUUUCUACGCAUACUGAAAGACGGUCAUUGGCGAGCGGAUGACGAGGACGCAGAGAAGGCAGCUUGGGAGGAGAGCGUUCGCCUGCGCGAGCGAAUGUUUUGGUCUCGCAUAGGCGGCGGUGUUAUCCCAGCUGGCCAUCCUGUCACUUCCUCGGACAAGAGCCCAAGAAUCAGCCAAGAAAGCGCCUCUGUGGAUGCUGCACCAAAGAUAGCCGCGACGGCAGUAGAAAGCUCCGGCGACGAUGUCACUCCCUUUGCCACCCCUUCAGAGGAGACCGUGAUUCCGCUGGACCUGGUGGCCUCGCCGGCUCGGCCAGAAACACCUUGCCCGAGUCAUCGAAACUCGAUACAAUCUUUGUCACCUGGGAAUGAUGGUAUUACAGAAAUGGAGAGAGACAGACAUCUCUCUAUCAACAUUCCCAUUACGCAGAAACAGCAGCCUAUGGCCAACACCUCCGAAUGA
This is a messenger RNA of Colletotrichum higginsianum IMI 349063, 1953 nucleotides long. Its product is annotated as GDP/GTP exchange factor Sec2p. The transcript has a single exon. Gene Ontology annotation, cellular component: cell tip; Golgi to plasma membrane transport vesicle. Gene Ontology annotation, molecular function: guanyl-nucleotide exchange factor activity. Bases 1 to 1953 code for a protein of 650 amino acids. NCBI's taxonomy places the organism in Eukaryota, Fungi, Ascomycota, Sordariomycetes, Glomerellales, Glomerellaceae. Gene Ontology annotation, biological process: exocytosis. The record is from RefSeq and is a predicted model, not a curated record.